Uranotaenia lowii is the source of this 4131-nucleotide messenger RNA. RefSeq lists its product as uncharacterized. NCBI's taxonomy places the organism in Eukaryota, Metazoa, Arthropoda, Insecta, Diptera, Culicidae. Gene Ontology annotation, biological process: DNA integration. Gene Ontology annotation, molecular function: nucleic acid binding. The transcript has a single exon. Bases 1 to 4131 code for a protein of 1376 amino acids. The record is from RefSeq and is a predicted model, not a curated record.
AUGGAUUCUUUGGCAAAAUCCAUCACAGAAUUCUACUUCGAUCCGGAGUCUAACCUCACUUUCGAUAAUUGGUUCAGCCGUCAUGAGGAUGCAUUUCGGGUCGAUGCAGCAAGCUUGGACGAUGCAGCUAAAGUUCGUUUGUUGCUCCGUAAACUGAGCGACAAAACCCACACGGAGUAUACAAAUCACAUCUUGCCCAAGCUACCACGGGAGUGUAAUUUCGACGACACAGUGAAAAAACUCAUGGAGUUAUUCGGCGCACAUACAUCAACUUUUUGCAAGCGAUAUCGCUGUCUCACGCUCAGCAAAAGUGCAUCUGAUGACUUCCUAGCCUAUUCAGGUAAAGUUAAUCGCUUCUGUGAAGAUUUCGGUGUAGCGGCUUGUUCAAUUGAUGACUUCAAGUGCCUCAUAUUUGUUUGUGGCCUCCACGCAAAGCAAGACGCCGAAAUACGAACAUCACUGCUGGCUAAACUGGAAGGUAGUAAAAAAAUGACGUUGUCUGACCUUACUGCCGAGUGCCAUCGGAUUCUCAGUCUCCGGAGAGACACCUCGAUCCUGGAAAACCCCACCAAGUUGUCCCCGAGCGAGAGUGCUUCGGUGAACGCAAUCACUCACAAGACUGACAGCUCCAAGAAAAUGAACACCUUCAAGCACUCAUCGAAAGCCCCAUCGCCCCAUCAUCACAACCAAAACAAACAACCAUUCAAAAACAGUUGUGAUAAGCCCAGGACACCAUGCUGGAAAUGCGGACAAAUGCAUUUUGUCCGUGAGUGUUCGUACCAGGAUCAUCGCUGCAAGGACUGCCAACGGGUCGGUCACAAGGAGGGGUACUGCCAGUGUGUGUCGUCCAAUCCUGGUAAGAAAAGGAGGUUGAGACAGCCCCCAGUGCAAACCAAAGGCAUCUACUCCGUCAAGCAAGUUGCUGUUCAUCAUCGAAGGAAGUACGUAUCAGUGGUCAUCAAUAAUGUCCCACUGGAGCUCCAGUUAGACUGCGCUUCCGACAUCACCGUCAUCUCGGAGACUAGCUGGAAUCGCAUAGGACGUCCUACCAAGAAACCACCAUCGCAGCAUGCUCGCACAGCUUCGGGGCAUCCCCUGGACUUAGAGGCAGAAAUCGAUUGCAACGUUUCGCUCAGAGGAGUUCAACGCUCAGGUAAAUUGUUUGUUACCAAUAUUCACGGUCUCGAUCUUUUAGGCCUCGACUUCAUCGAACUCUUCAACUUGUGGGACGUCCCCCUGAGCAUGGUUUGCCACCGCAUAAGUUCAUCGCAGGAGGACGUGCAGAGUUUGCGUGUAUCGUUUCCGAAUCUGUUCACCGAUUCGUUGGGUUGCUGUAAUAAAACAGAAGCAAAGCUGUAUCUCAUGCCAGACGUUCAGCCAGUUUUUCGAGCCAAAAGACCUGUGCCGUUUGCCGCAUUGCAGUCGAUCGAGCUCGAGCUAAAUCGCCUAGAGUCGUUGGGCAUCAUCGCGCCUGUGGAGUUUUCGGAUUGGGCUGCACCUAUAGUCGCAGUUAAGAAGAAGUCGGUCAAUGGUGAGCCGUGCAAAAUACGUGUGUGUGCAGACUAUUCCACCGGCCUGAACAGUGCCAUUCAGCCCAACCAUCAUCCGCUGCCACUUCCUGAAGAGAUUUUCGCCAAGCUUUCGGGGAGCAAUAUUUUUUCGCACAUUGACCUGUCGGACGCCAACCUGCAGGUACCUAUGAAGAAGGAAUCGCGAAAAUUUCUCACCAUCAACACACAUCGUGGCCUUUUUGAAUUUAAUCGUUUGCCACCGGGUGUGAAGUCAGCUCCUGGGACCUUCCAGAAUAUCGUCGACGCAAUGGUUGCAGGACUCGAGGGGGUUGAGACUUACCUCGACGAUGUGCUUGUCCACGGCCGGACACCGGAAGAACAUCGCUCUCACCUUCUCAAGGCUCUGGAGCGCAUUCAGGAGUGGGGAUUUACCUUGCGGAUCGAGAAAUGCUCAUUUUUCAUGUCGGAGAUACACUACCUUGGCUUCAUCAUCAACAAGCGAGGAAUCAAGCCUGAUCCGAAAAAGACUGCAGCAAUUUGUAGCAUGCCACCCCCGCAUGACGUCAGCAGUUUGCGUUCUUUCCUUGGUGCCAUCAAUUUUUAUGGGAAAUUCGUUCGCAACAUGCACGAUCUUCGCCAUCCACUCGAUGCCCUUCUGCGCAAAGACACCAAAUGGCACUGGGACGAAAAAUGUCAGAAUUCUUUCGAGCAGUUCAAGAUCCUUCUACGUUCUGAUUUACUGCUUGCUCAUUACGAUCCUGCUGUGGAGACUAUUGUAGCUGCAGGUGCAUCCAACUACGGUGUAGGCGCUUGCUUAAUGCAUAAAUACGGCGAUGGGUCAGUGAAAGUCGUGUGUCAUGCAUCUCGAUCACUCACCAAGGCCGAGCAAGGGUACGGCCAAGUGGAAAAGGAGGCGUUGGCGCUUAUAUUCGGAGUCACCAAAUUCCACCGCUUCAUUUACGGAAGAAAAUUCACCCUGCACACCGACCACAAGCCUCUGCUCGUCGUAUUCGGUGCAAAAAAAGGAAUUCCUGUGCACACCACCAAUCGCCUACAACGGUGGGCGCUCAUUCUUCUGUCGUACGACUUCGAAAUAAAGCACAUUUCAACUGAUGACUUCGGCUAUGCUGACGUGCUUUCCCGGCUCAUUGAUACCAAAAUCAAACCGGAAGAGGAUUUCGUGAUUGCUUCCGUUCAUCUAGAGGGAGAAAUUACUGCUACGAUCGAUGCGGCAAUAAACGUGUUACCAAUCAACUUCAAGCAUCUACAAGCGGCUACAAUCAAGGACAAAACUCUUCAAACAGUCAUCAAUUUCGUCCAGUCAUCGUUGCCCAAGUCAGUGAAGCAGGUUGAAGAUUCUAUUCGUCCAUUCUACGCUCGCAAAGAUGCACUAUCUGUGGUUCGCGAGUGCCUCAUGCUAGCAGAUCGAGUUGUUGUUCCGCAUAUUUAUCAGCAACAGAUUCUCAAGGCUCUCCACCAUGGUCAUCCGGGACAAGAUAGAAUGAAAGCGGUGAUGCGUAGCCAUGUCUACUGGCCUGGAGUAGACCAAGAUGUCGAGGACUUCGUACGAUCCUGCCGAGCUUGCGCCGCUGUCGCGAAGACUCCUACUAAAACUUUGCUGUCAUCCUGGCCCAAAUCAAGUCGUCCUUGGCAACGGCUCCACAUAGAUUACGCGGGACCAGUUGAAGGUAAUUACUUUUUGGUGAUCAUCGACUCCUACAGCAAAUGGCCUGAAAUCCUUCGAACUUCAUCGAUCUCCGCCAAAGUGACUACCGAGUUGCUUGUGGAAACAUUCGCACGCUAUGGCCUACCAGAAACCAUCGUAAGCGACAACGGGACGCAGUUUUCUAGUAGCCUUUUCAAAGAACUGUGCGACUCCCUAGGCAUUUUGCACAUUCGAACUGCGCCGUAUCAUCCACAAUCAAACGGCCAAGCUGAACGGUUUGUGGACACACUUAAGCGGAGCCUGAGGAAGAUUAUGCCUGAAACACACAACUCCAUCACACGAUCACUGCAAAUAUUUUUGGCUGCCUAUCGUGCUACUCCCAACAAGUCAGCACCUAAUGGUCUCUCGCCUGCUGAAAUUUUGAUGGGGAGGAAACACCGUACAACUCUGGACUUGCUCAAGCCAGGUUCAGUGCAAACAACACCACUUGAGCGAAACCAACUCCAAGAAGAGCAGUUUAACCGAAGGCACGGGGCACAAAAGCGACAGUUCGAGAAAGGAGACCCUGUCUACGCCAGCAUUUUGAUUCAAGGAAAGCUCGUCUGGCUGAUUGGCACCAUUAUUGAACGCAUCGGUACUGUUAACUACAACGUCUGGCUGGAAGAAAAGAAGCGGCUCAUCAAGUCACAUGCAAACCAACUCCGUGCUCGGGGGGACUCAAAAGUCGAGGCCUACCCGGAAGAAGCUGCAUCGGAAGUCAAGCUGCCUCUGCACAUCCUGCUCCAAGACUUCGAUCUCGGCGAAGAUCCAUCAACACCUGAGGUUCAACAAACAGCACCAUCGGCUACGAUUCCACCACAACGCCGACAACGAACGAGGCCAUCAAGCAUUCUUCGGCGGUCAACUCGUAUCCGCCGGAUGCCGGAGAGGUACAACCCGUACUUCUACAAUUAA